AUGGCCAGUUCUGCUGGACACCGGGCCUUGCCUUCUCCCCCACCAGCUUACCUCCGAUCAUCGCCCCCAUUCACCCCAUCUCAAUCACCACGGACCAUCCCCAGACCCCAGAGUUUGAACCUCACCCGCAAACCAGUCCCUUUGCGGACCGAAACCUCUCCCGUCAUACAAAAUUCCCCGCGCUCGCCAGUCAAAAUCGCACAUACCGCAGACAUCCCAGAUGCCUCAAGCGUGCGCAUCGAAGGCGCAUACAGUGGGCCCACCACACCGCAAUCGGAGCUCCCCGAAUUCGCAGACAUGUCGCUCGAGGGCCCUGUACAGCCGCCUCAGCAAAGCUGGAAUCCUGCCCACCCCCCGCGGCGAGACUCAAUACAGGCCCCAAACUACACACACUCGCAUCCGUACGGUCACACCCCAGCAAGCAGCGGCUCAUGGUCGGUGGUAGAGCCGAAAGACGAAGGACAUGGAAACCCGAAAAAGAGCGCCUCUUCAUUAGAGCGCGAGGGUCAGAGCUGUAAUGGCUCUUCGCGGGGAAGCAUGGAUAGCGUGGCGCUGGCGUCCGACAACUACGAACCCCUGAUCUACCACCACCAGCAACAGCCAGCUGGGGCACCUGCAAGGAAAGUCGCACCCAAUGCUGGAGAUAACCCAUCCGGCUCGACGGACAAGCUGGCUGCUAGGCGAUCAAGGCUUUCGCGGCCUCUUUCGACAUACUCCGUAACCUCAGAGGGUGGUCACCGACGGAACCUCUCCUCAUCGCCGUAUCUACAUGCGCGAUCCUCGUCUGGAACCCCCGAAAACAGGUCUUCAUCAUUCCUCGAUUUGCUCAACACAUCAUACCCGCAGCCAGGCCCAACAGCAGCGCGAUUCGACAACUCGCGUCUCCAAGCCUCAGUCGGAAACAACGCCUCUCUUCUUAGCCACAAAGACACAUUCGAGAUGUACCUAGCAAACGUGAAGAAGACUGACGAGCCAACAGUGCUGUAUGAAUUCGCCGUGUUCAUGAUAAACUCGAUGCGCCAGAUGCCAGCCGUGGACCUCGAAGACUCCAACCCAAUCACGCGUGCCCGUCUACUACGCGAAUCAAAAUCCAUCCUCCAGCGCCUCGCAGACCGCAGUUACCCCUUCGCACAGUACUACCUCGGUGAUGGGUACGCGUCGGGCCUGUUCAACAAAGGCGUCGAGGACCACGACCGCUCCUUCCCGCUCUUCGUCGCAGCCAGCAAACAUGGUCACGUCGAAGCCUGCUACCGCACAGCGCUCUGCUAUGAGUUCGGCUGGGGAUGCCGUCCCGAUGGCACCCGUGCAGUGCAAUUCUAUCGUCAAGCAGCGUCGAAGAACCACCCGGGCGCCAUGAUUCGUAUGGCGAACGCCUGUAUUGCUGGCGAUAUGGGGCUGGGCAAGCGAUACCGCGAGGGAGUCAAAUGGAUGAAGCGCGCGACCGAGUCCGCAGAUACGCAGUAUAACGCCGGCCCGUACGAGCUCGGUGUGAUGCACGAGAGGGGCUUCGGCGACGAUGUCUUCCCCGAUGAGACUUAUGCAGCGCAGCUGUUCACCAAAUCUGCGGAGCUGGGCCAUGUGGAGGCUUGCUAUCGUCUUGGUGAUGCGUAUGAACAUGGAAAAUUGAAUUGUCCGCGCGACCCGGCGCUCAGUAUCCACUUCUAUACCAAUGCCGCGCAGAAUGGGCAUCCGGUGGCGAUGAUGGCGCUUUGUGCGUGGUACCUUGUUGGUGCGGAGCCUGUGCUCGAGAAGGAUGAGAACGAGGCAUAUGAGUGGGCUUUCCGGGCUGCGAAUCUGGGUCUCGCGAAGGCCCAAUAUGCGGUCGGCUACUUCACUGAAAUGGGUAUUGGCUGCCGUCGUGAUCCUCUCGAGUCCAAUGUGUGGUAUGUCAAGGCAGCGGACCAGGGCGAUGAGCGAGCCAAACAUCGAAUCGCUACAAUUCGGGCUGCAGCAGAGGGUACACAUCCAACCGCGGCCAGGCGCAACGGAGGCCGACUUAAGAAAGCCGAGCGCAAGGAUCCAAGUCAUGGCCAGGGUGAGUAA
Penicillium robsamsonii is the source of this 2043-nucleotide messenger RNA. It is a transcript of the gene chs3, whose product is annotated as putative chitin synthase activator (Chs3). Gene Ontology annotation, molecular function: protein binding. Lineage: Eukaryota; Fungi; Ascomycota; Eurotiomycetes; Eurotiales; Aspergillaceae. The transcript has a single exon. The record is from RefSeq and is a predicted model, not a curated record. The coding region runs from base 1 to 2043 and encodes 680 amino acids.